Amborella trichopoda is the source of this 1779-nucleotide messenger RNA. Lineage: Eukaryota; Viridiplantae; Streptophyta; Magnoliopsida; Amborellales; Amborellaceae. The record is from RefSeq and is a predicted model, not a curated record.
UUCUUUUGAUUAUUUUUGGGUAGUUUUCCAUUUGGGUUCCUAUUAUGCUUUUGACUUUUUGAGUAAACAUUGAUGUAUGCAUCCUUCUUAUGAUAUGAAUGAAUGGUUAAUUGUAAGGAAAAAGCAUUGAGGACUGGCUGACUGACAAAGGAUUGUGUAGUUUCUUGUGCAAGCCAUGAUGCUUUAUUUCUUUCAAGAACUUCUUUUUGAUAUAAUUUUUCAUUCAGGCAAAUUGUUUAUAAGAAGCUUUUAUUCUAGAAAGUAGUGGUAAUUUCUAAGCAAAUAUUAGGUUCUAAUUAUCGACAUUGGACUUUCUGAUGCAAAAAGGAUACAAGCAUAUAGAGGGCUUUCAAAUGGCUUUGAAAGAGAGGUGAAAAGGGCCGCCCUUACAUUACCUAUGUUUCAGAAAAUGUCAAUGGUUUUUGCAACAGGGGUAAUGAAAAUUAAGUACCUAAAGAUAACACAUCGCUCUUCCAUUGUUGCGCAAUUUGAGUUGAAGCCUCCUCCUUAUCCAUUAGUUGCAUUGGAGCCCCACUUGAGUCGUCAAACUUUGGAGCAUCACUGGGGAAAACAUCAAAAGGGGUAUGUGGAGAAUUUGAACCAGCAGAUAUUAGGAACUGAGCUUGAUGGAAUGGGUUUGGAAGAUAUUAUUCUUGCAUCCUACAAUAAGGGUGAUCCCCUUCCGGCAUUCAAUAAUGCUGCUCAGAUAUGGAAUCAUGAGUUCUUUUGGGAAUCCAUGAAGCCCGGGGGAGGGGGAAAGCCUUCUGGUGAUCUUCUACAUUUGAUUGAAAGGGAUUUUGGCUCUUUCAAAGAUUUUCUGAGAGAGUUUGUGGAUACUGCAUCUGCACAUUGUGGUUCUGGUUGGGUUUGGAUUACAUACAAGGCAAACAAACUUAAUGUUGACAAUGCUGUCAAUCCUCGUCCUUCAGAAAAUGACUAUAAGAUUGUGGUAGCAAGGACUCCCAAUGCAGUUAAUCCUCUUGUUUGGGAUUACUCGCCUUUGCUGACUAUCGAUGUCUGGGAGCAUGCAUACUAUCUGGACUAUGAGAAUCGCCGAGCCAAAUAUGUGUCCACAAUUAUGGAGAAGCUUGUUGCAUGGGAUGUGGUGAGUUCUCGACUUGAGGUUGCUAAGAGCCGUGCAGCCGAAAGAGCAAGGGAAGAGGAGGAGAGGAAGAGAAGAGAGGAAGAAUUCGAAUCUGAGGAAGAAAUUGAUGAAAGUGAAAUGUUCUUGAACAGUGAUCCUGAAGAAUCAGAAGCUGAAUGAAGAUUCUUGAUCCCCAAAAACAAAAUCAAUUUUGUUAGGACAAUAGGAAUCUAACCCUGGUUUCUGAAGCUGUGGUGACCAAAGGAAGAACCUCAAUCCAUGACAGCCAUUACCAAUUUGGUCUAUAUGAGGAUGGACAAGCCUUCCGAUGCUCAUAGUUCAAUAUGGCUGAGGGUUUCUCGUACCAUGCCCCGAAGAGUUUACGUAUUACAAGAUAUUUAGCCUCUUGAGGAUCUUCUACUUCAAACUUGUAUGGGUUGUAUUUUUAACCUGUUAGAAGAAAGGCUAUAAAUUUUUGCCUGAUAACAGGGAUAUCUUUGGGCUGUUUUGGACACUUCAAAACAAUCUACAUAUAGGUACUCUAAUAUUUUGUGCUGCUCCAGGUUUUCAAAGGUGCUUCUUCCUAAAAUCUCCAACUACUUCUUUCCCUAAAGAAGAAGUCUGUAUAACUGAAAAUAGAAGAGAUCUAUGGUAGUUUUGUCAUCAUUUUUGUAAUGUGUACCUCCACUUGAUUC